Lates calcarifer (barramundi perch) is the source of this 16210-nucleotide messenger RNA. It is a transcript of the gene prx, whose product is annotated as periaxin. Gene Ontology annotation, cellular component: cytoplasm; costamere; nucleus. Gene Ontology annotation, molecular function: protein binding. Lineage: Eukaryota; Metazoa; Chordata; Actinopteri; Centropomidae. Bases 523 to 14232 code for a protein of 4569 amino acids. Gene Ontology annotation, biological process: peripheral nervous system myelin maintenance; regulation of RNA splicing. The transcript is spliced from 9 exons. The record is from RefSeq and is a predicted model, not a curated record.
GAGGUUUCAGUGAGGGGAGCAACACACUGGCUGGUGGCAAGGGGCAAAGGCUUUAGACAGAAAGAGGGGGAAGACAUUAAGAACACUAACAACUAAAACAACAAGUGGAGAGCAGCUGAGGACAGACAGGAAGUGAAUGCUAGAGAGAGGUAAUCAUAGGAGGAUAAGAGAGAGAGAGGCUGAGAUUGAAACUCUUCUGCUGGAGGUGGAGGUCUGUCACCUUUGAUCUGCUGGAAGAGACACACUGAGGCUGAGAAUUAAGACUCUGACAGAGACCAAGAGGACAGCCAUGCUUUCAGUCAGACCAGAGAUCCAGCCGUAAAAGACAAGAGGCGGUCACCCCCCUCUAACAGAUCCCCCACUGCCUCACAACGCAACCCUCACCACAGCGGCUCCACAGACGAACAGGAGAGUCCUGAGAGAGUGGUGCAGAAGGAGAAGCUUCAUGCAGAGCUGAAACAGGUGUUGAGUCAGAAGAGAAGUCACCUGAGAGAGUCGACCUGCCAACUGGCCCAACCAGAGAUGGACACAGAUCCCACAGAUGAACAGACAAGUGUGGAGGAAGCCUCUAAGUCCGUGGAAAUCGUGGUGGAGACUGAGGCGGAAGCUGGAGCCAGUGGCUACAGUGUGACUGGUGGAGGAGAGCGAGGGAUCUUUGUUAAAGAUGUCCUCAAAGACUCUCCAGCUGCAAAACAUCUCAGUCUACAGCAAGGUGACCAGCUGCUGAGCGCCAAGGUCUACUUCGACAAUGUAAAGUAUGAAGAUGCUCUUAAGAUCCUUCAGUGUGCAGAGCCAUAUAAGGUCAGCUUCCAACUGAAGAGGACCAUCCCUGGAGCAGAGGUCAGCAUGCGGCCUCGAGUUCCCAGUGUGGAGGUCAAAGGUCCCAAAGCCAAGAUGGCCAAAAUGAGUGUAAAGGGCACCAAGCCAUUCAAGGCCAAGAAGAAAAGAGGUGGUCGUUUUGGUCUGAAGAGGCUGAAAGAGAAGCGCAGAGAGGAGCUGGUGAUAGAGGGAACACCCCCCAAGCUUGAGAUGAGUGAUGUGGACGUGGAGUUUUCUAUCCCUAAAUUUAAACAGAGGAGGAGUGCGAAGGUUGAAGCAGAAGAAGCUGGAGAAGCAGCAGCCAUGGGGAAGGCAAAGAGGAGGAUCAGAUUUCCCCAUAUGAAAGCAAAGGGAGGAAAAGUGGAAACAGGACGACUUGAGGGACAGGUGAAUAUUUCGCCAUCUGAGAUAACUGGAGCUAAAGUGAAAACCAAAGAAAAAGGACACAAGUUUGGAAUCACCUUUCCUAAGACAAAACAGACAAAAUCAAGCUCAGCUUUGGAAACUGGAUCUGUGGAGCUAAAGCCACCAGGGGUGAACAUCCAGCCCCCAUCAGGGGAGUUCAGUUUGUCUGGUGACAAGGACAUGGAUGUGGAAAAGGGAGGGCUUAAGUUUAAUGCACCUGAUGUGGAGUUUGCUCUCCCUUCAGGAAAAGCUGAGGCAUCUUUGCCCACUGUGAGGGGAAAGGCAGAAAUGAAAGCUCCUAAAAUCGACAUCAAAGGAGGAGUUGAUGCAGCUGAGGGAAAGGCUGAUGUAGACCUAGGCAAAGGAGAUGCAAAGCUCAGAAUGCCAAAGUUGAAACUACCCAAAGUUAGACUCUCACGUCAUUCAGAUGAAAUAGAUGGUGACAUCAAGGUAAAAGCUGAAGGAGUGAAAAUGCCUCAUGCUGAUAUAACACUGCCAAAAGCAGAAAUCAAAGGAGGUGGGGAGAUUGGUCUUUCUGAUGCAAGUAUAACAAAACCAAUGAUGGAGGGUGAUCUCUCAGGGAAAGCUGCAUCAAAUCAACUGCCCACUGCUGAGAUUUCUUUACCAAAGGUGAAAGGAAAGUCUGACAUAGACACCUCACUCCCAGAGUAUGAAGGAGCUGGGAAGAGUGCGAUCAAAAUGCCUGCCAUUGACAUCUCAGUGCCUGAUUUUGAUUUGGAAUUGAACACUGGACAGAGAAUUCCUGAUGAGGUGGAGGGCACUUUUAAAGGGCCUAAAAUCUCCAUGCCAAAGGUCGAUAUUUCAUUACCUAAGAUGGAAUCCCCUGACAUGGAUAUUGAAUGUCCAGAAGGUGGAGGGAAAAUCAGUCUACCUUCUGUUGACAUCUCACCAGCAAAGGUGAACACAGAGGCUGCUGAUGUGGAUAUGGACUACUACAUUGGUGGUGAUGGAAAGUUCAAAAUGCCUGAUUUUGACAUAUCUCUCCCAAACAUUAAGUCACCAGAGGGAGAAGUAAAUAUAAAAGGACCAGAGAUGGAAGGAGGCAUCAAGUUGCCCAAAGUAGACUUGAUCCUUCCCAAAGGCAAAGCAGGAACAACUGAUAUUGAAGGAGGGGGAGAAUUUAAGUUACCAUCAUUUGACAUCUCCCUCCCUAAAAUGAAGACAGGUGAGGUGGAAGCUGACAUUGAAGGCCCUGACAUGAGAGGUGGUAAAUUUGAACUGACCACACCUGACAUUUCUCUGCCCAAAGCCAAAAUGGAGGGAAACAUUGAAGUAGAAGGGCAGGCAGCAAAAGGAGGAAAAUUCAAAAUGCCCACCUUUGGUGUUUCUUUACCAAAGCUAAAACAACCAGAGGGUCAGGUGAACAUAGAAGGCCCUAAAUUUGAGGUUGGCGGUAAGAUCCAGAUGCCCUCUGGUGAUAUAUCUCUGCCAAAAGGAAAGUUGGAGGGUGACAUUGAAAUAGAGGGUCCAUCUGCAAGAGGAGGGAAGUUCAAAAUGCCCUCAUUCGAUGUCAGACUCCCUAAGAUAGGGACACCUGGGUCUGAGGCUGACUUGCAAGGACCUGAGAUUAAAGGUAGGAAAAUUGAAGCGCCAUCAGUAGACAUUUCUCCACCUGAGGGUAAAAUCAAAGGUGAGGUUGACAUAGAGGGAAAAGGAGGCAAGUUUAAAAUGCCUUCAUAUAGUAUAGCUCUUCCGAAAAUGAAGUCACCUGAAGGAGCGCUUGUUUUGGAGGGACCUAAAAUCAAAGGUGGAAAGGUCAAGAUGCCAACUGCUGAUAUCCCCAUUCCACAAGGAAAUCUAGAGGGAGAUUUGAACAUUGAUGGUGGUGAAGUAAAAGGAGAAGGAAAAUUCAGCAUGCCAUCUGUAGAUAUUUCUCCCCCAAAAAUAAAGCUACAUGAAGGAGAUGUCAACAUAGAAUGCCCUCAACCUCCAAAUGUUGACAUUUCACUCCCCAAGGGCAACCUGGACCUAGAGGGCAGUGGUGGUAGCAGAGCCAAGUUCACAAUGCCAGCUUUUGACCUCUCACUCCCAAAGAUGAAAACCAAGGAGGCAGAGGUUGACACUGAAGGACCUGAAAUCAAAGGAGGUACAAAAGUCAACGUGCCAUCACUGGACAUCUCUCUUCCUGCAGUAAAAUCAACAGAAGGAGAGAUCAAAAUCAAAGGUCCUGAAUCCAAAGGAAGAAAGUUCCAGAUGCCUUCUUUAGAUGUGUCACUACCAAAUAUCAAAUCACAGGGAUAUGACAUUGACAUUGAAGGUCCAGAGUUUAAUGUUAAGUCACCAAAGGCAGAUUUAGAUCUAAAAGAAAGUGAGAUUAAAGGAAGGAAAAUUAACAUGCCUACAAUUGAUAUCUCUAUUCCAAAAGGAAAAGCAGAGGGUAAAAUUGAUAUUGAAGGAGCCUCAGGAAAAGGAAGCAAGUUUAAGAUGCCUACAUUUGAUGUAUCCCUACCAAAGAUGAAGAUACCUGAGGGGAAUACUGAGGGACCCUCAGUUGAUCUCUCUAUUCCAAAAGGUAAAGCAGAGGGUGACAUUGAAACUAAAAGUAAAGGAGGACAUUUUCAUAUGCCCUCAAUUGAUGUUUCUCUUCCUAAAAUGAAAUCAAAGCGAGGUGACAUCAACAUUGAGGGACCAGAAAUCAAAGGUGGGGAAAUUAAAAUGCCAACUAUUGACAUCUCAUCCCCUCAAGGAACAUUAGAAGGUGAUAUCACUGUUGGUGAAGGCAAGGGAGGUGAAUUCAGCCUGCCAUCUGUAGACAUCUCCCCUCCUGCAGUAAAAUUCCCUGAAGGAGAUGUGAAUUUUCAAGGUCCGAAAAUAAAAGGUGGGAAGUUUGAAAUGCCAAAAAUCGACAUCUCACUACCUGAGGGUAAAGUACAGGGGGACAUUGAUAUUGACAUUCACUCAGGAAGAGAUGGGAAUAUUGAAACACCAUCCUUUGACUUUGGACUUCCCAAAGGAAAAGUCACAGGUGACAUAAAUGUUGAAGGUCCUGAAGUAAGAGGGGGGAGGAUAAAAAUGCCAAAAUUUGACAUUUCAUCACCAAAGGUAAAUUUUCCUGAGGGUGACAUCAAAUUAAAGGGGCCUGACAUAAAGGGCAGGAAGAUUGAGAUGCCAGAUAUUGAUAUCCCACUCCCCAAAGGAAAAACAGAAAGAGAAAUUGAAAUUGAAGGACAUGCUGGAAAAGGAGGCAAGUUCCACAUGCCUUCUAUUGAUAUCUCACUUCCUAAAAUUAAAGCUAAGGGACCAGAGAUCAACUUAGAGGGUCCUGAUCUUAAGGGAGGGAAAAUUAACAUGCCAGACAUUGACCUCUCACUUCCGAAAGGAAAGGCUGAUGCUGAUGCUAAUCUUAGUAUUGAGGGUCCUGAGAUUAAAGGAGGCAAAUUGAAAAUGCCCAAAUUUGAUGUCUCACUUCCAAAGAUGAACCUCCCAGAGGGCAGUGUCAAAGUGGAAGGACCUGAUGUUAAAGGAAAGAUGGAAAUGCCAACCAUUGAUAUUUCACUCCCCAAGGGAAAAGUAAAGGGAGAUGUCAACAUUGAGGGGCAUGGUGGUAAAGGAGGAAAGUUUCACAUGCCCUCAAUUGACAUCUCUCUUCCCAAAAUAAAAACAAAGGGAACUGAUGCUGAUAUCGAUGGACCUGAACUUAAAGGUGACAUGUCACUUCCAGAGGGAAAAUUUGAGGGUGACCUAAAUGUUGAAGGCCCUGAGGUAAAAGGAGGAAAAAUUAAAAUGCCCAAUUUUGAUGUUUCCUUGCCAAAACUAAAUCUCCCCGAGGGUGAUGUCAAACUGAAAACCCCAGACAUCAAGGGAGGGAAGAUUGAAAUGCCAGACAUUGACAUUUCAUUCCCUAAAGGAAAAGCAGGAGAAACUGAAAUUGAAGGACAUGCUGGCAAAGAAGGAAAGUUCCAUAUGCCCUCUAUUGAUAUCUCUCUUCCUAAAAUUAAAGCUAAGGCACCAGAGAUAAAUGUUGAAGGCCCCAAAGUUAAAGGCGGGAAGCUAAAUAUGCCAUCAUUUGAUGUCUCUCUGCCCAAAAUAAAAUCUCCUGAUGUAGAUGUCAGCCUUGAAGGUCCUAAUGUCGAAGGAGGGACGGUCACCAUUCCAACUGUGGACAUUUCACUUCCCAAAGGAAAAGUUGAAGGUGACAUUAAUGUUGAAGGCCCAGAAGUGAAAGGGGGGGAAUUCAAAAUGCCAACAUUUGAUGUUUCUCUCCCAAAAGUGAGUCUCCCAAAGGUUGAUACCAAUGUGGAGGGAGGAGACAUGAAAGGGAAAAUUGAAAUGCCAGCUGUUGAUGUUUCACUUCCAAAAGGAAAGCAAGAUAUGGAUAUUGACCUUGAUGGGCACAGUGGUAAAGGAGGCAAGUUUCACAUUCCCUCAGUUGAUUUCUCUCUUCCUAAAAUCAAAGCAAAGGGAGUUGAUGUUGAUAUUCAAGGACCUGAAAUCAAAGGUGACAUGUCACUCCCUAAAAUGAAGUCUCCAGAGGUAGAUAUCAGCCUUGAGGGUCCUGAUGUUAAAGGAGGAAAGUUUAACAUGCCAACUGUUGACAUUUCACUCCCCAAAGGAAAGACUGAGGUUGACCUUGAUGUUCAAGGUCCUGAGGUGAAGGGAGGCAAAUUUAAAAUGCCAAAAUUUGAUGUGUCUUUACCAAAGGUGAGUCUCCCAGAGGGUGAUGUCAAAAUAAAAGGCCCAGACAUCAAGGGAGGGAGGAUUGAGAUGCCAGACACUGAUAUCUCACUCCCUAAAGGAAAAACAGAAGGAGAACUCGAAAUUGAAGGACAUGCUGGAAAAGGAGGCAAGUUCCACAUGCCUUCUAUUGAUAUCUCACUUCCUAAAAUUAAAGCUAAGGGACCAGAGAUCAACUUAGAGGGUCCUGAUCUUAAGGGAGGGAAAAUUAACAUGCCAGACAUUGACCUCUCACUUCCGAAAGGAAAGGCUGAUGCUGAUGCUAAUCUUAGUAUUGAGGGUCCUGAGAUUAAAGGAGGCAAAUUGAAAAUGCCCAAAUUUGAUGUCUCACUUCCAAAGAUGAACCUCCCAGAGGGCAGUGUCAAAGUGGAAGGACCUGAUGUUAAAGGAAAGAUGGAAAUGCCAACCAUUGAUAUUUCACUCCCCAAGGGAAAAGUAAAGGGAGAUGUCAACAUUGAGGGGCAUGGUGGUAAAGGAGGAAAGUUUCACAUGCCCUCAAUUGACAUCUCUCUUCCCAAAAUAAAAACAAAGGGAACUGAUGCUGAUAUAGAUGGACCUGAACUUAAAGGUGACAUGUCACUUCCAGAGGGAAAAUUUGAGGGUGACCUAAAUGUUGAAGGCCCUGAGGUAAAAGGAGGAAAAAUUAAAAUGCCCAAAUUUGAUGUUUCCUUGCCAAAACUAAAUCUCCCCGAGGGUGAUGUCAAACUGGAAACCCCAGACAUCAAGGGAGGGAAGAUUGAAAUGCCAGACAUUGACAUUUCAUUCCCUAAAGGAAAAGCUGGAGAAACUGAAAUUGAAGGACAUGCUGGCAAAGGAGGAAAGUUCCAUAUGCCCUCUAUUAAUAUCUCUCUUCCUAAAAUUAAAGCUAAGGCACCAGAGAUAAAUGUUGAAGGCCCCAAAGUUAAAGGCGGGAAGCUAAAUAUGCCAUCAUUUGAUGUCUCUCUGCCCAAAAUAAAAUCUCCUGAUGUAGAUGUCAGCCUUGAAGGUCCUAAUGUCGAAGGAGGGACAGUCACCAUUCCAACUGUGGACAUUUCACUUCCCAAAGGAAAAGUUGAAGGUGACAUUAAUGUUGAAGGCCCAGAAGUGAAAGGGGGGAAAUUCAAAAUGCCAACAUUUGAUGUUUCUCUCCCAAAAGUGAGUCUCCCAAAGGUUGAUACUAAUGUGGAGGGAGGAAACAUGAAAGGGAAAAUUGAAAUGCCAGCUGUUGAUGUUUCACUUCCAAAAGGAAAGCAAGAUAUGGAUAUUGACCUUGAUGGGCACAGUGGUAAAGGAGGCAAGUUUCACAUUCCCUCAGUUGAUUUCUCUCUUCCUAAAAUCAAAGCAAAGGGAGUUGAUGUUGAUAUUCAAGGACCUGAAAUCAAAGGUGACAUGUCACUCCCUAAAAUGAAGUCUCCAGAGGUAGAUAUCAGCCUUGAGGGUCCUGAUGUUAAAGGAGGAAAGUUUAACAUGCCAACUGUUGACAUUUCACUCCCCAAAGGAAAGACUGAGGUUGACCUUGAUGUUCAGGGUCCUGAGGUGAAGGGAGGUAAAUUUAAAAUGCCAAAAUUUGAUGUGUCUUUACCAAAGGUGAGUCUCCCAGAGGGUGAUGUCAAAAUAAAAGGCCCAGACAUCAAGGGAGGGAGGAUUGAGAUGCCAGACAUUGAUAUUUCACUCCCUAAAGGAAAAACAGAGGGAGAGAUUGAAAUUGAAGGAAAUGCUGGAAAAGGGGGCAAGUUCCACAUGCCUUCUAUUGAUAUCUCACUUCCUAAAAUUAAAGCUAAGGGACCAGAUAUGAACAUAGAAGGAGCUGACCUUAAGGGAGGAAAAAUUAACAUGCCAGAUAUUGACCUCUCACUCCCUAAAGGAGAGGCUGACCUCAGUAUUGAGGGCCCUGAGGUAAAAGGGGGCCAAAUUAAAAUGCCCAAAUUUGACAUUUCACUUCCAAAGAUGAACCUGGCAGAGGGCAGUGUCAAAGUGGAGGGGCCUGAAAUGAAAGGAGGGAAAAUGCCAUCAAUGCCAGCUGUGGACAUAUCAGUUCCAGUGGGACAAGUGGAGGGAGAUAUCAAUAUUGAAGGACCAUCUGUAAAGGGAAAGUCUGAAGUGCCAAAAGUUGACUUACAUGGUAAAAAAGGUGGUGGGUUCCACAUGCCGACUAUUGACAUAAAUCUCCCCAAAUUUGAUUUGGACCUUAGCCUCCCCUCUGGUGUGAAAGACAAACACCUCAAAGUGGACACCAGUGGUCCUGAUGCAUCAGGAGAUUUGGAAAUGUCUGGCCUCAAAGGAGAUAUUAACCCAGUGAAGUUGAAAGUUAAGGGUGCAGACAUUGAGACAGGUGGUGUAGAGGGUCCAGGUGCAUCCCUCAAACUUCCCUCUGUCAAACUACCAACAGUUGAUAUUGCAGCUCCAAAGGUGGAUUUAGACUUUGGCCUCACAAAACCUAAAGGCGAUGAUGUGGAAGUGGAGCUUCUGAAAGCAGAGGGAGGCAGACCUUCUUCAGGGGGCAGCUUUGAUCUACCUGAUAUUUCCCUCAAAGUCCCUAGUUUUUCUUUUCCUAGGUUUGGAGGAAAGUCCAGGAGUGGUGAUUUUGAAAUAUCAGGACAAGGCCCCAAGGGAGAUGUUUCCCUCAGCCCACCACAAGUGGAAGGCGAGAUUAGGGCACCGUCAGUAGAGUUUGACAGGGAUGGAAAAGUCAAAGUGAAAAAACCUAGACUCAAAAUGCCUGCAUUUGGAAUAUCAAAAAAAGAUGCAGAUGUAUCUGUGUCUUGUCCCGAUGUGGAUGUUAAAGUGAAAAAAGGGAUAACUGACAUUCCAAAACCAGAAAUCAAUGUUCAGAGCCCAGAUGAUAAGUCAAAAUACAAAGUGAAAUUCCCCAAAUUUAAAAUAUUGUCACCAAAAGGUCAACUGCCAGAAGGAGAGGUAGAUGCUAAACUGGAAGCAGAUGUGGAAGGGAAAGGUGGCUUCCAUGCACCUGAUGUCACUAUCAAACUACCCAAGUUCUCCAUGCCAGGAUUUGGCCCCAAAGACAAAGAUUUAGGUAAGCCACGGGGUGACCUUGAAGCUAAGGCCAAGGUCAAGAUGCCCUCUGUUGAGCUGUCACUACCAGUAGCUAAAACACCGGACACUGAGGUUCUUCUCCCUAAAGCAGAAGUUGAUGUCUCAGAGGCUGAUAUCAAAAGUUAUGAGGGAAACCUUAAAAUUCCCAAAAUGCCAACAAUUGAUGUUUCCAUUCCCAAAAUAGACCUGGAUGUCUCCCUGCCAAAAGGAAAGUCCCCAAAGAUUGAGGGGCCAGAAGUGGAACUAAAAGGAAGUGAUGGAAAAUUCAAAAUGCCUCAUAUAACAAUGCCAUCAGUAGAUGUGUCUCUUCCCAAAGGGAAAUCUGGAGAUCUUGAUGCACCACACAUUGAAAUAGAUGUUGAUAGAGAUGGCAAAUUUAAGAUGCCUAAUGUCAAUAUGCCCAGUAUUGACAUCAGCUUUCCUAAAGGAAAAACCGGAAAAAUUGAUACUCCAGAUCUUGAUGCUGAAGGAGAAGGGGGCAAAUUCAGAAUGCCUGGUAUCAAAAUGCCAAACUUUGACAUAUCUCUGCCCAAAGGAAAGACUGGUAAAUUAGAAGGACCAGAUGUUGAAAUUGAUGAAGGAGGAAAGUUAAAGAUGCCACAUGUCAAAAUGCCACAUGUUGACAUUAACCUGCCAAAAAUGAAAACUACAGAUGUUGGUAUACCAGAUGUGGGCGCAAAGAUUGAAGGCCCAGAAGUUGAAAUUGAGGGAGGUACAGAAGCAAAGUUCAAAAUGCCUCACAUGAAAAUGCCCAACAUCACCAUCUCUCUUCCUAAAGGAAAAGUCAAAGGCACUGAGACACCUGGAAUGCAAAUAGAGGGACAAGGAGGAGGAAAAUUCAAAAUGCCACACCUCAGCAUGCCCUCUGUUGAUAUUUCACUACCUAAAGGAAAGACUGAAGGUCCUGACAUUGAAAUAGAGGGAGGUACAGGAGAAAAGUUCAAAAUGCCAGAUAUUGAUAUCUCUCUGCCCAAAGGAAAGAUUGAAGGUCCAGAAGUAGAGCUCAAAGGGGAAGGUGGAAAAUUCAAGAUGCCACAUCUCAGUAUGCCUUCAGUUGAUAUUUCACCUCCAAAAGGAAAACUUGAAGGUCCAGAUGUUGAAAUAGAGGGAGAUGGGGGAAGGAAGUUCAAAACACCUCACCUGAAAAUGCCUUCAGUUGACAUUUCACUGCCCAAAGGAAAAGCUGACGGUCCAAACGCUGAAAUAGAAGGAGGUACAGGAGUAAAGUUCAAAAUGCCUCACAUGAAAAUGCCAGAUGUUGGUAUCUCUCUGCCCAAAGGAAAGAUUGAAGGUCCAGAAGUUGAAAUUGAGGGACGUACUGGAGGAAAGUUCAAAAUGCCUCACAUGAAAAUGCCAGAUGUUGAUAUCUCACUGCCCAAAGGAAAGAUUGAAGGUCCAGAAGUUGAAAUUGAGGGAGGUACUGGAGGAAAGUUCAAAAUGCCUCACAUGAAAAUGCCAGAUGUUGAUAUCUCAAUGCCCAAAGGAAAGAUUGAAGGUCCAGAAGUUGAAAUUGAGGGAGGCACUGGAGGAAAGUUCAAAAUGCCUCACAUGAAAAUGCCAGGUAUUGAUAUCUCUCUGCCCAAAGGAAAGAUUGAAGGUCCAGAAGUUGAAAUUGAGGGAGGUACCGGAGGAAAGUUAAAAAUGCCUCACAUGAAAAUGCCAGAUGUUGAUAUCUCAAUGCCCAAAGGAAAGACUGAAGGUCCAGAAGUUGAAAUUGAGGGAGGUACUGGAGGAAAGUUCAAAAUGCCUCACAUGAAAAUGCCAGGUAUUGAUAUCUCUCUGCCCAAAGGAAAGACUGAAGGUCCAGAAGUUGAAAUUGAGGGUGGUACUGGAGGAAAAUUCAAAAUGCCUCACAUGAAAAUGCCUAACAUUUCUCUUCCAAAAGGAAAACUCAAAGGCACUGAGACAUCUGAAAUGGAAAUAGAAGGACAAGGAAGAGGAAAAUUCAAAAUGCCUCACAUGAAAAUGCCAGAUGUUGAUAUCUCUCUGCCUAAAGGAAAGACUGAAGGUCCAGAGGUGGAACUCAAAGGGGAGGGUGGAAAAUUCAAGAUGCCACACCUCAGUAUGCCCUCAGUUGACAUUUCACUGCCCAAAGGAAAAACUGAAAGUCCAGAAGUUGAAAUGGAGGGAGGAACUGGAGGAAAGUUCAAAAUGCCACACAUGAAAAUGCCAGAUGUUGAUAUCUCUCUGCCCAAAGGACAGAUUGAAGGUCCAGAGGUGGAGCUCAAAGCAGAAGGUGGAAAAUUCCAGAUGCCACACCUCAGUAUGGCUUCAGUUGAUAUUUCACUUCCAAAAGGUAAGACUGAAGGUCCAGAUGUUGAAAUAGAGGGAGGUACAGGAGGGAAAUUCAAAAUGCCUCAUAUGAAAAUGCCAGAUGUUGACUUCUCCCUGCCUAAAGGAAAAGCAGAGGGUCCAGAGAUGGAGUUGAAAGUAGAUGGUGGGAAAUUUAAAAUGCCUCACAUCAGUAUGCCUUCAGCUGAUAUUUCACUGCCUAAGGGAAAAGUCGAAGGUCCAGAAGUUGAGAUCAAGGGAGCUGCAGGAGGAAAAUUCAAAAUGCCUCAUCUCAGCAUGCCGUCUGUUGAUAUUUCACUGCCUAAAGGAAAAAUCAAAGGUCCAGAAGUUGUGAUUGAGGGAGAAGCAGGAAGCAAAUCCAAAAUGCCUCACAUGACAAUGCCAGAUGUUGACAUCUCACUGCCCAAAGGAAAGACUGAAGGUCCAGAAGUGGAGCUCAAAGGGGAAGGUGGAAAAUUCAAGAUGCCACAUCUCAGUAUGCCUUCAGUUGACAUUUCACUGCCAAAAGGAAAAUUUGAAGGUCCAGAGGUUGAGAUGGAGGCAGGUACAGGAGGGAAAUUCAAAGUACCUCAUGUGAAAAUGCCAGAUGUUGAUAUGUCUCUAUCCAAAGGAAAAAAAUGCAAAAUUGAAGAAGCAGAGCUGGAGAUUGAGGGAGAGGGAGGCAAAUCUAAAAUGCCACAUAUGACAGUGCCCUCAAUAGACAUUUCACUGCCAAAAGGGAAGCCUGAAGGUCCCAAACUUGAAAUUAAGGGUGAAGGGGGAAAGUUCAAGAUGCCAAAAGUUGACAUAUCUCUUCCUAAAGGAAAACCUUCAUUUGAAGGUCCAGAGAUGGAGAUUAAAGGAGAUGGAGGACAGUUCAAGAUGCCUAAUGUAGAAAUAUCUAUCCCAAAAGAAAAAGCAAAUAUUGAAACACCAGAGGACAAAGUGGAGGGAGAGGGAGGAACCAUCAAGCUGCCACAUAUCAAGAUGCCAAAAGUUGAUAUUUCACUUCCUAAAGGUAAAAGUAAAGCAACUGAAGCAUUUGAUGUAGAGAUGGAAGUCACAGGCGGAAAGUUCAAAGGUCCAGGUGUUAAACCUCCAAAGGGGGAUAUAUCAGUGCCAAAGGGUACAUUGGGUGAAGCAGAGAUCAAUUUACCAACAACUGAGGCAGGAGGGAAAAUUAAAGUGCCAAAAGUCACAUCACCAGAUCUGGACAUUAGUAUGACAUCUAGUAAACCUAAACAAGACACAGAGGCUUAUGCGGAAGCUGAGUCGCAUGUUGAGGGAGAGCACAAAGGUCUGAAACUUAAGAUGCCAACAAUAGAUAUCACAAGUCCAAAAGGAGAUUUGGAGCUUGAUAUAGGACUUCAUAGAGGAGAGGGCAAAAAGGACAGGAAAAAAGUUGAACUGCCCGACUUGGAUCUUGACACAGCAGGAGCAAGCGGCAAAGCAAAGGGGCCUAAAGUCAAAGGAGGAAAAUUCAAGAUUGGAAUGCCAAAAAAGAAAACUGGCAGAGAUGUAACAGCAGAAGUGAAAAUGUGCAAAAACUGCAACGAGGAGUUAGGUGGUCAAGUGAAACAUGAGUGCGUGCUUAAAGAAAGAUUUGAGUAUGAAGUCGAAGUUGAAACUCACAAUGGGCAUAAAGAAGAUAAAGAUCGUAUUAACAUCCCAGUGCCAAAGGUUACAUUACCAGGUGUUGGUCUGGACACCAAACAAGGCUCAGCCAAUGUGGACACAAGGGAAGAUGUUGGCCUCUCAUCAUCCAGGGCAGAAAUCAAAGUCCCCAGGAUCCCAGACAUAGAAUUUGAUAUUGGUACAUCACAAGAUGAAGAUGAUGACAAAACAGAAAAAGGCAAGAAAAUCAAAAUCCCCAAGUUUGGUGUUCCAUUACCCUCAAUUUCCUCUCCUGAAGGAAGAAUCUAUGGGCAAGAAAUUCAGUAUGAGGGCCCUAAAAUGCCCAAAGUAAAGAAAGCUGUUUUUGUCUUGGUAAAUCCUCCCCAAACAGAUGAACCUCCUCCAUGCACAGGGCUCCUAGAGGAGGAGACAACAGCUGAGUCUGAGACAGGGGACAUCAAAGUGAAAUUGCCCAAAAUCAAAAUGAAGCCAAACUUUGGAAAGUCCAAGGAUAAAUCAGCUGCUGUGAGCACAGAGAGAGAGGGGGAGGAAAAGGAGAGGUCAAAGGGAGGAAAGAUGAAAAUGCCCAAGGUGUCAUUUUCUCCUGACAAAUCAGGGUUUGAUGUCACUCUCAAAGGAGAAGGUUCAAGCUCAAGUCUCAACGGUGAAAAAGAUGCAAGUCCUCACAGGGGCUCCAAAGAUGAUAAAGGGACAUUCAGUGGUAAAAUCAAACUUCCAAAGGUGGAGUUUACAAGUCCAUAUGGCAAGGUGGCUGCUGGGGAGGAGGACACAGAAAUGAAUGUCAAAUUGGGAAAGGAUUCAUCAACAGCAGCGAGGGAAGAUGAUAGAGGGCUUGCAGUAAAAUCAGGCAAGAUGGCCUUCGCAGGUUUCAGUGAGGAGUCUUCAAAGGCUGUGGUGUCAUCUCAUGCCAGAACAGAUAUGCUGGACAGGGACAGCUCAGAGUCACCUGCUGGUUUUGCCAUGGAGUUAAGCUCAACAAAGGUUCAGGCUUGGAGCGAGGUGGAGAGCAAAUGCAGAGAGUCUGAAGAAAGAGAGUCUUCCCCCUGGUUCAAGGUUCCUAAGUUCACCCUGAAACCACACUCAACAGGCUUCCUCCAGAUAACCCCAGAGGGUUCUCCUCAGGCCCAGCGGAAGGGGGAGCUGGGAGGUGAGGCUGACGUCUUGGGAUCUUUCUGCCUCCACAGCUCAGGGCUCGACCUCACCACCCAGGAAAUGUCAGAAGAGCACCAAGUCUCCUCCAGCGAGGAGGGAACUGUCACCAUGGUGACCAAGACCACCAAGAUCACCCAGCGCAUAGUUUCAACGGAAACACGAACAGGUGAAACUUCAGUAUCCACAACAACAACCCAGCAGGUGUCAGACUUCAACUACUGAGGAUGCUGUAAUGAUAUCUUAGAUGUCUUUUAAUUUUUUCGUUUUUCUUUGGUGAGGUUGCAGUGUUCUUGUAAGCUAAGCCUACAACAUGGCAAACCUCUCUUAAGGAAAAGUCUUUAUUUUAUAUUUGAGUAUGAAUGUGAUGAAAAGUAAUGGCAUUUCAUCAACCAGCAAUAUUGUCAUUAUAAUAGCAAGAGUAAUAUAUACUUCCUUUUUUUUUCAUUUUAAAUGUGACUAUUUUUUGUUACUGUUCUUUGGGUUUUGUUAGUUUAGUCCUAAUUAUUUAUCAGAUUUUGUUUGGUUUUAAAGGUUUCCAAUCUGAAUGUAAGAUGUCAGAUUGCUCCAUUAUUUAUUGUUAUUUGUGUAUUCAAAAUGUGCUGGAAUAAGUCAUUUAUUCACAUCAGCAUCAUGGAUUUGACCAUGAUUUUAUGAUUAGCUCAAAAUGAUUCAUUUUGAACCACUACAGUACAGGCCAGAGUAAUAUUUAUGUAAAUACAACUAUAUAAUUGCUUUUUUGAAGCAGUAGCCCUUCAAUCCAAAAUGUAAUUAUUUUCAUAUUCACCAGAGUCAGCAGUUGAAAUUAUAUUUUUUGACCUGAUAACCUAUUUUGUUUGUCUUGAAAGAAAAGUGUGAGCUUUUUGAGAUUAUAGCCUAUCCUCAUUUUCUGCCAUAGUUUUAUAUUUUAAGCAUUUAGCUAGUGCUGUUACCCAGAGAUAGUCACAGUGAGUGAACAGGACACUCUGGACUUUAUCUGCUGUGGGGAUCAAACCUGUGACCAUGCGAUUACAGGUUGCUCUCAAACAUUUAGGCCAACCUGCUGCUAAUCUAUUUUAUAUUUCUGUUUUUUACUGUACACUGCCAGAAAAAAGACACCACUGUAUAUUUUGUGAUUGAAUGAUGUUUUGAAACUCAGCUAUUAACCAUGUUGAGGUUCAAAAUAGCAAACUUGGAAGAAGUUUUGUGAUUUAUGCAUGCUGUUGGGCGCUUUAAAAAAUAAGUGAGAGGCAUUUAAAAGGUAAAACUAUAAACCCUUUUUCUUGAAUCAUGUUUCUGUAAGGCUUCUACAGUGACAGACUGUCUAUGGAUUGGUAAGCCUUGAUCUUGAACAAAUGGCAUCUCACAAAAUAUGUCCUCUAGAAGAGAGGGGAUCAAGAGCAAGAGGACCAAGGCACGUUUUCCCUUCUUUCCUUAAAAUGUGUUUAAUGACAGUCUUCUGUUUCUUAUAUUAAUACUUGUGAAGAUGCUACAGAAUAACUUACAAAUAUUGCAAAUAUUGCAAUUAUUAAUGUCAGAUUAAUAAAAGCAUCUUGAUUAAGUGUCUUCACCCCUUAUUUUUCAAAACUUUGUCAUUCACUUUUAAAAUAUAAAUUGCUUUGAAAUGCAGGGAGAAAUGCCUUCUGCUGUCCUUUAGAUAUUAUUUUAUAAGUUUUCAUUCCCAAAUGCAGUGCCCACCGUUAGAAAAGAAAAAAAAAAAACAACCUCUCUAAUAUUGCCAGCAUUAAAUCAAAACUUAAUUUUGAUUCUAUACACUACUCAUAUCCAUUUACAAGCAAAAUAACACUAACAGAAUGCAAAAAUCAAUGAGGUAAUGAGCUUGAUGGGAAGCAUUUGAGAAUGAGCACUUAUCACUUUACUUGGUUUACUUGGCUGGUGGAUGGAAUGAAAUUGUGUGAUAAAAUGCAUGAAGAAAUCCCAACAAAUCCACUCCCACAUUUUUUUAUCUUAACAACUUUUAACAUUAUGCCUGUUUCGCAGGUGAGAAAUAGAUUUUUAAAAGCUGGGACAAGAGUGGUGACAUGUCAAGGUAACACGCACUGAGUAGUAUCUAUGUGUAUAGAGAUUUUUACUUUUCUGGUUUUAUGAAGUCUUCAAUUUUCUUAUAGAAUAUAAGGGUUUCAGUGCCAAGUGUUUUUGUCAAAGCUGCAUUGGAAAGAAUGUUGUUUAAGAUGUUACAUCAAUAAAAUAAUAUUCACACAAA